AAGCCCAUGAAUUUGACAAAAACUAGGCUUCUUUCAGCAAAAUUCACUCUUUGUAUAGGCCCCACAUGGUACUUUGCCUACUAAAUAAAACCAUCCACUUGGGCCUUAUCACCUCUGAGAAGAGAGGUGGGCUACGCUUCAGACCAUCUCAACCGCUAGAAAACAGACAAAUUGGGAAAUUUUGAUGGGUCCGAUUGUCGAUCGCAGAAAAUCAACGGAUUGGAUGUGUAGAAUCAUCCAAAAUUGUGCCUGUGGCCUGUUCAUGGUGAGGCCCAUCUAUUGAAUGGUUCAGAUCACUGUACAAGUGGCUAAAUUAAGGGUUCUCCCAAGGUGUACCCUCCCUUUUUGGGGUAAAUAAAACCAACCAUUUGGGGCUUUUUUAAUUGAGAGAGAGAGAGAGAGAGAGAGAGAGAUUUGAAGCUUUGGAAAUGGUGAGAAGGUGAACUGAAUCUAUGUUGAAUAGCUUCUUCUAUUGGGUGGCUUUGUUUGGGAGUGGAGAUGGAUGUUGCAGGACAAAAACAAGGAAUCUCUGCUCUCUUGUUCAUCACACAACAACAACAAGACAACCACAUCAAUGCAUACAACAAAUACAAACAGCUCUAGAACAAAAAACACACCAAAAUUCUUCAAACAUGGCCUCUAGCUCUUCCAAGAUCUCCUCAAUCAUUCCCAUCUUUGUUGGGUUUCUCCUUGUUGUUUCUAUUAGUCCUGUUUCGUCGGCAAUUGCUUCGGAAUCUGUCGAUCCAUUACCAUCAAAUCAGACCUUCUGGACGGGCCGCCAAUUGCAGAAGAUGAAGUGGGUCAGAGACCAUCUAAAGAAGAUCAAUAAGCCUCCACUCAAAACAAUUCAGAGUCCUGAUGGUGAUCUGAUUGAUUGUGUUCUAUCUAAUCAACAACCAGCUUUCGAUCAUCCGAAAUUGAAAGGACAGAUGCCAAUGGAUCCACCAGAGAGGCCAAAAGGCCACGACGGGACGGAUUCAAUGCCCGAAAGCUUCCAAUGGUGGAGAAUUUCAGGAGAAUCUUGUCCCGAAGGAACGAUUCCGAUCAGAAGAACAUCAGAGAUUGAUGUUCUUAGAGCGAGUUCAGUUGGGAGGUUUGGAAGAAAACCAGUACGACGAGCAGUAAGACGCGAUUCGUCAAGCAGUAGCCAUGAGCAUGCAGUUGGGUAUGUGACGGGAGAUCAGUACUAUGGCGCAAAGGCAAGCUUAAACGUGUGGGCCCCACGUGUGAAUAAUCCCAAUGAAUUCAGCUUAUCACAGAUGUGGGUCAUCUCAGGAUCGUUCGGCAAUGAUCUCAACACCAUUGAAGCUGGAUGGCAGGUCAGCCCAGAAUUAUAUGGAGAUAAUUAUGCUAGGUUCUUCACAUAUUGGACGUCAGAUGCAUAUCGAGCGACCGGAUGCUACAACCUCUUGUGCUCGGGGUUUGUCCAAACAAAUAGCAGAAUCGCUAUCGGGGCGGCGAUCAACCCAACAUCGGUUUACAACGGCGGGCAAUUCGACAUCACUUUGUUGGUGUGGAAGGAUCCAAAACAUGGACAUUGGUGGCUGGAAUUUGGGUCGGGUCUAUUGGUCGGGUACUGGCCGUCGUUCUUGUUCAGCCACUUAGCGAACCGGGCUAGCAUGGUGCAAUUCGGAGGCGAAAUAGUGAACACUCAACCGUCGGGAUUCCACACAUCGACGCAGAUGGGCAGUGGCCACUUCGCCGGGGAAGGGUUCCGGAGAGCGUCGUAUUUUCGGAAUUUGCAAGUUGUCGAUUGGGAUAAUAACUUGCUUCCGGCGUCCAAUUUCCAAGUAACGGCCGAUCAUUCAAAUUGCUACGAUAUUCGGCCGGGGAGAAAUGGUGUUUGGGGGAAUUAUUUUUACUAUGGUGGGCCAGGAAGGAAUGUGAGAUGUCCAUGAGAGAUAUUUAAUUGGGGUGGAGAAAAUCAUCAUACCUUUUUUUUUUUUUUUUUGGCUGAAUGGAUCAUGAUUAAAACACUCAGUGGCGCGGAUCAACUCAUUCUGCCUUGAAUCGACUCAUGACUCAAAUUGGCCUUCCGAGUCCGAGUUGACUCGUCCGAGUCACACCCAACUCAGGUGAGUCUUAAAACCAUAGCAUGGAUGUUUGGGUUCAGGUCAUUUUUAGAUAUUUUUUUUUCUCUUUAAAGCCCAUUUUUUCUUCUUCUGUUUUUUCCUUUUUUGGGCAUUUUUUUUUUUUUCUUCUAACAGGUGAUUGAUUAAUUUAUACCAACUCUGGGGACAUCUAGUGUAAAUUUGGAAAAGCAAUAGUGAAUAUACUGUGGUUUGUAUU
Messenger RNA from Magnolia sinica, 2289 nucleotides. RefSeq names its product protein neprosin-like. NCBI's taxonomy places the organism in Eukaryota, Viridiplantae, Streptophyta, Magnoliopsida, Magnoliales, Magnoliaceae. The transcript is spliced from 7 exons. The record is from RefSeq and is a predicted model, not a curated record. Bases 453 to 1898 code for a protein of 481 amino acids.